GAGGCGCCGCCCGCCAUGGGCUCCCGCCCGGAGCCGCUGCAGGCGCAGAACUCGGAGGCGGCGAGCGGCGGCCGCGGCCCCGAGUGGCGGGCGCUGCUCGGGCGGGCCGACGCGCUGGCCUUCGGCGGGCGGCUGCACGAGGCGCUGCCGCUGUACCAGCUGGCGUCCCGGCAGCGGCAGCUGCGCGCCGAGCAGCUGGAGAAGCUGGUGGAGUGCCUGGCGCAGGGCGUGCGGCUGAAGGAGGGGCUGCCGGCCGGGAGCGGCGCCCCGCAGCCCCGGGACUGGGACGGCUGCCGCUGCCGCAAGUGCCAGGGGUUCCUCUUCGAGCCCGUGUCGCUGCCCUGCGGACACACCUUCUGCAAAAAGUGCCUGGAGAGGGAGGACCGCGCGGCCGCCGCGCGCUGCGUGCUGUGCCGCCAGGAGGGCGGCGGGCGGCUGCCGCGGGUCAACGUCAUCCUCAGCAACCUGCUGGGCAAGUGGUUCCCGCGGCAGGUGCGGGCCUCGCAGCUCCGCCACGAGGGGAACCUCCUGUACCGGGAGAAGAAGCUGCACGCCGCCCUGCAGAAGUACGACGAGGCGCUCAGCUUAGCUCCCAAUGACCACUUGCUAUACAGCAACCGGUCCCAGAUUAACUCGACUCUGAAAGCUUGUGAGGAUGCGCUGCACGAUGCCGAGGCAGCAUGCAGGCUGCAACCCUACUGGCUUAAAGGUCACUUAAGGAAAGGCCAGGCAUUGGCUAAUCUAGGGAAAACAGAAGAAGCUUUAAGAGAGUUUCUGUUCUGCCUUGCUCUGGACAUGGGGAACAAGACGGCCAAGUCUGAGGCUCAGAAGCUUCUACUUAGUUUGUUUUCACUCAUCCCGGGAAAUGCUCAGGAACACUUACCCGAUAUCCUGCAGCUGUUGUCACAUCACUCUAGAUUAAAGGGGAACCUCCUAAGUUCAGUGGGAUCUGGAGGCACCAGCCAUGCCCUGCAGAGGUUGCUCAAGGUAAAUGUGGAACAGAAAAAGGGCUUUCCUGUUCAAGAGGAACCAAACAUAACUAAUUCUGGCAGUUUAAGGAAGUCCAUGCAAACCACAGAGAGUAGAAAGGACUGCUCAGAGGAGGAGAACAAGCCCACCUCCGUGCCAGAGCCUGCCUUCCUCGUGUCUGAGAAGCGUGGCCUCCUGAAAAGGAAAGGCUGCUUGGAGGAGGCGAGGGCUGCAGAGGUGCCCUGCAAGCUCCUGAAGAAAGAUACAGUCGAUACCAAGGGAAGUAGCACUGGGCAACAUACUCCAUUUGAAUCUGUGGAUCCAUCAGAUCUGGAUUGCUCCCUGUGUAUGAGUCACUUAUCUGGCCUGUUGCUGCAAAAUGACUGUUUUGUGCUUUGCUCUGCACAUCCAAGUACCCACAUGAGUUCCAUGCUACUGGUUGUGCUCUUCUAUGAACCUGUCACCACGCCUUGUGGACACACCUUCUGUCUCAAAUGUCUUGAGAGAUGCCUGGAUCACAACCCCAAAUGUCCCCUGUGCAAAGAAGGGCUCUCAGAGUGCUUGGCUAUGAGGAAAUACUGCAAAACAGUUCUAAUGGAGGAGUUAAUAGCUAGAUAUCUUCCAGAGGAACUCACUGAAAGAAGAAAGAUUUAUGAAGAGGAAAUAGCAGAGCUUUCCAACCUCAAUAAGAAUGUUCCCAUAUUUGUCUGCACAAUGGCUUACCCUACAGUCCCAUGUCCUUUGCACAUCUUUGAGCCCUGUUAUCGCCUGAUGAUUCGAAGGUGCAUGGAGACUGGCACCAAGCAAUUUGGGAUGUGCAUUAGUGACCCUGUGAAGGGGUUUGCAGAUUAUGGCUGCAUUCUGGAGAUAAGAAAUGUUGAAUUCUUUGCUGAUGGUCGCUCUGUUGUAGACAGCAUUGGCAAGAGGAGAUUUAAGGUGAUACAGCACAGCCAGCGUGAUGGCUACAACACAGCAGAUAUUGAGUACAUCGAGGAUCAAAAGGUGCAAGGACAAGACUACGCUGCACUGCUUGUUCUCCAUGAUUCUGUCUACGAUCAGGCAUAUAUGUGGUUUAAUUCACUCAAGCAAGCACUGAAGAGUAGAAUUCUCAGUCACUUUGGUCCAAUGCCAGCUAAGGAUCCUGACCCACAGGCUAACCCUAACGGGCCAGCCUGGUGCUGGUGGGUCCUAGCUGUCCUUCCACUUGAGAACAGAGCCCAGCUCCCUUUCCUUGCCAUGAAAUCCCUCAAAGACCGCUUGAAUGGCAUCAGACGUGUCCUUACAUUCAUGUCUCGCACAAGAUCGCGGUGAUGGUGAGGAGAGCUGUGAAGUCUCCCGCAGUGCUCGACUGUAGAGUGUCUCUUGUAACUUCAUCUGACUGCAGUAAUGUCCUACAGAUUUGUGUCCGAAUGUUUCCAGCCUGAAUUUCAGAGAAAAUAAGUUAAAAGGAGCAAGGGAUGUUUAUGGUUACUUUAAUAGUUUCCAUUUGGAACUCGGUUUCUGAGAUGAUUAUUCAAUUACUGCACUGCUAAAUUAAUAACAAAUGUGAUAGAACAAAAAGUGAUCUUGUUUGCCAUAAACCUUUUAAAAAGCUUAAGAGGUUUUUUUUAAUUUAUUUUUUUUUUGUAGUGGGUAAAGGGUGAACUGUGCAGUUUAAUGUGAAGCAGAAUUAAUAAUGUUUAUGCAUUAUUUCAAUGAACUGCGUGGUCUUUUCCAAAUGGAUCAGGUUUUAUAUAGCAUUGUGUAUAACAAUGUUCACGACUUCCGUUUGAUAAUUUAUUUUUGCACUAUGAUUUUUUGUUUCAAAAUGUGUUAUUUAUGUGUUCAUCCUCUAUAGGAAAGUGAGCUGCUCUAUUUAUAGUGGUUUUUAUCCUGUAUGUACAACGGGGGAAGGGGGGAAUGAUGAUUCUAGCAGUGCACAAAAAACUGCUUUGAUCAUUUUCCAGCUAUUUCUGUUCAAAUACUUUGAAUGUUUUUCUAUUUGUCCCCAGUCCUACUGUAGCCUAAGAAGGCUUUUUUCCUCCCAAAGCAGCCUGCUGUGAUGUCUCUGAAUACACAGACUGAGAGCUCAUGCACAGUUGUUGGAUCCUGACUCUCUGCUUGUAACUAUGGCUCUGAUAGCGCAGUGCAGCCGAGCGCAUCCUUAACCGUGAGUGCAGGUGUCAGAGUGCUUGGCUAAGCCAAGGCAUGGAUCAGUUGAUGGCAGUGGGGAUUUGCUGGCAGAAGGCUCACCCUUCUAAAAACAAAACUGGAAGUAUUGGUGUUUCGUUGUAGAUGGACAGAUUUUUUUUUUUUUAAUUAUUUUUUUAUAUCAACUCCGGUUGCUGUUGAGAUUAGCUUCACUUCUGGAGUGUCUGGGAUUUGGUUUUGGAGUGUUUGUAUGCGGGUGGAGGGAGGGUUAUUUUCAACUGCAGGACUAACAGGGCAGUUUGUACCACGUGAGAAGGAAUAUGUUGUAAUAAAUGCUAUUUAUGUCACCCCAAUGUUCAGCUUUCUGUUAGCUUCAAGUCUCUGCCCAGCCACCUCAUUUCUAUAGGCAGAGAUGGGGUAGGGUUGCUAAUAGUAGUUAACUGCUAAGGAAGACAAGUGAAUUUUUGGAUGAUCGCUUCUAGCUAACGAGGCAGGUAAAAACAAGGCAAAAAUGAGAAUAGCAUCAAUUGGUUUUUGCUUUAAAUCAACAAGCUGUUUGCACUUCUUACUGCUUUCUGUCUACCAGCUUCUGGAGCUCGUCUUCCAUGGGGCCAACAUUGACUUUCAUUCAUUUCAGUGGGGGGGGAAAGGAAAAACAAACUGUUGUGGAAUGCUACAAUUUCUCUUGAUGUUUUUACCCAGGACAGCACUAUUGCCUAUUCCAUGCCUUUAUGGAACAGUGGGGUAGAAAUUAAUGUCAGUUUUCCAUGUGUGAUUUAUUUCUCACCAUCAUUCUUUCAUCAGGAAUAUACAUUGAGAGUAAUUUCUGUACUGUCAGGUUUCUGUAAUAUCUUUUAUUCCCCCUCUUGUUAAAUUUUAUAGCACUUAUCCAUAAGGGUACCAAAGAAUGGAAGACAGACACAUUUCAGCUUCGUUAUGCAAAUGGAAUAUGUAUCCUGUGUUGGCAUUUAGCUGCUCUAGAAAUGCUACAGCUCGUUUCCAUACUGCUAGAUUGCUGCACUCCUGGCAUCUUCUGUAGGUGGUGCUUUCCAUGCUUCUCUAUGAACAGUGUAUAGAAUACAUGCUCUGAACAACAACUGUAUGGUGGCUGAGACCCGCUAUGACGUUGGUCUUCAUAAGUCAAAAGCAGUUCCUAUUUGUUUGGAAGUGAAACAGCAUUAAAUGCAAUUCUUCCUUAAACCGUUCUGUAUUAUGCGUAAUGUAAGGAGUCUGCGUUGCUCCUGUAGGAAGUUAGCACUUAGUUCUUGUAUCUGUGGGAAAAGGACCUCAGAUACGUAUUUCAUACUGUUUUCUCAUUGGUCUUGCUGUUCUUUUCCUGCAUGUCUUCUGCGUGCUCAUUAUUUUGUUGAUUCAGAAAUUGCCAUGCAAAGAAUCCUCGAUUCUAUAAGUGAACAUUGUCUUUCUUUAUCAGACUUGAGUAAAGCUGCCAGAACUUCCUCAGCAGAAAUCUGCGUAUACAUGCACUGUGCUGUGAGCCCCCAGUGUAUUGGGUGUGACUUGGAAACACGAACUGCUGCCUACACUGCAUGCAGGUGACCUGUGCAUGCACUGCAAAUUGACUCCAUCAAGAAAUUCAAUCUGGGACUGCUGUGUGGCCACACAUCCUAGGUUAAUGGGUAGUUCAUGCAUUCCUUCAGAGGAAAAAGAUCCUGAAACAAGUUUCUGAGAACACAAGCCUGCCAGUAAAAGCUGGACAAGGAGUAGCUUUAGCCCUCAGUGAACUGACAUGGUGGUUUCAGUAAUGAGCUUUACAAACACAGCUUCUAGUUGUGCCGUGCUACGGGUGAUUUCAGUUGUACUAAUUGGCACAAAGUUGUAAAUGCAGUAUUUAUUACAGGCAUAAAUAAACAACUGAGCAGACUCAGACACCUUAAUUUGAAUUAUAGAAACUGCAUUGAUUACAUCUAACUGGGGCUGGUAUUUUAUUCACUGCAUUCUAGGCACUUGUUUUAUUUCAACCGCUCUUGCUUUUAUUUACCUAAAAAGAAAAAAAAAAAAGGAGGAAAAAAAAGAAAAGCACUUAUGGGAUUUACAUUUCCUCUGUGGCUAAAAGUAGCGAUUAUUCUUUUGUAGUGAAGCCAUAAGUAAUCUGUAGGCUUCCUACUAUUGCCUUCAAGGAAGGGCACUUGCUUAGACCCUAAGUGACUGAGUUAGGAUUGCUAAAAUCAGAAGUUAUUCCAUUUUCAUAGAAAUGUGAUCAGUUGUUUUUUUUCCUGUGGUGGAGAGUAAAGCCAAUAAUUGAGUGAUCCAAGCAAGUGCUGGUCUCCUGUAGGAUAUGGUGGUGAGCCAUGCAGGCAGCUGGAGACCUCCUGAAAGUGACAGCUUGCAUUUGUGAGAUGUACUUCAUUCAUGUGAAAUCUCUGCACGCUUCUGUAAAUGAAAGAUUUAACAAAAUACAUCAAAUAGCAAAGGCUGCCUUUAUCACCUUUCUAACUUUUUCUGCACGUAUUUACCUUCUAAUUAAACAGAUGGGUUUUCUGAAGGAAAUUACAUUAAUUUUCCCACUUACAGAGUUCUGUAGUAACGUUGACUUAUGUUGCCUUGUGCAGGAGUGGUUUCUGUGAGAACAGCUGUUAGCUGGGCAUGGAGAGCUUUGACAGUAAACCUGGGGCACAGCUGCAUUUUCAGGUUAAAUUGUACAACCUGACUGAGCUCAGACACAGCUGUAGAAUGCAGUUCAUUAGUAUUAAUAAUUAAAUCAUAAGUUGGUGUGAUAAAAUCUAAUUGAUGGUUUUAGUUCCAGUUGAUGCUAAAACAGUUUUAGUUACAUAGUCCUCUUUUUUUCAUCUUUAAGUGCUGAUCUCUUCCAUGAGUGGUAGCAAUAAGAAGCAAGCUGUCACACUGCAUGGCUGACCAGAGCUUCUCUCCUGUGCUGCUGCUUGUGAGCAGAACACCUGAAGCACAGGUCUCCUCACCCAAACUUUAAUGAGAAUAAAGUCAUUGAGGUUUGGAUGCAGCAGGUCUGGUUUCACCUGCACUGUGAAGAAAGAGCUUUAUGAAAUUAUUUAGACAGUCUUUUGGUGACUCCUGCUUGGUGCUGAAGUUUUGCUGGUGUUUAAAUUAGAGACAGACAGCAGUUGUAGUGAAGUGCAGUGCUUAGGAAUGGAGGACACAUUCAGAAGCUUACUUUUAAAAAAUACAUGUAAAUUAAUUACGGUUUUUCUCAUGCAUACCAGCCCCACUGGAACUGUAUGCACUGAGGGCAGUGCUUUCCUGUCCCCUGAGCCCUACAUUAGGUGAAAGCAAAACGGGCUGAGCUUGUAUUGUCAGCUCUGCAGCCUGACUUGUAAGUGGUGCAGCAUGUCCUCAAGAUGUGGUGGUCUGGGGCUCAGUCCAAAGCAGCUUUGGAAAAUCUUUGAAAGCUACAGCAAGGUGGUAGCUCAGUCAAGUCGCUGUUGUGAGAUGCUUUGUUAAAUAAAUGUGGUCUGGAUACAAGAAUGAAUCUGCUUUGUCAGGAUUAAAAUGAUGGGUAAUACUUCAAAAAUAAUAACAGUUAAAAAAAAAAAUGGAGCUGUUAUGUUGACUUACUCAUCCAGGUGUCAUGUGAAUUGCUUACAAAGAGUGGAAUUUCCUAAGGUCUAAAGUAACCCUCACAUAGAAGUGCCUGUAUUCUGUUAUUGCCAUUCUUGAGCUUUUUAAGAGAGUCACAGCCAUAUAUUUUAUAAAUAUGAGCAUAUGCACCUUUCAAUCUUUAAAUUUGCAGAUCAAAGGUUUACAGAGCAGAAGUGUAGCAAAACCAAUGUACUAGCUUCUGUAAUUCCCUGGUGGGGGAUGGAGAAGUACAAAAAUGGGGAGGAACAGACUAUCUGUAUAAGAUGUCUUAAUUUGGCACCAUAUACUCGUCCAAUUUAGUUCCAUCAAGCUACGUGGUUAUAAGAGUGCCAGAAAUAUCUAUCUCUCAAGCCAUUCUAAAUAAAAAGCUCUUUGUUGACCUGUAUAUUCCAUUUGUUUGUAAAACAUCAUUUUUGUGCACUGUAACGAACUUGAAAUGAAACUCUCAUGCCACUGAACAGAGCACUGUUCAGCUACCUCAACGUAAGGUUGAAGUACUUUGUUUUUUUUUUUCCAGAUUUGUUCACAUUGUCAUAUAAAAUAUUUAAAAAAAAUCAUAGUCCAAAGAUCCUGUAUUUGUUUGUAGAUGUACUUACAAUUAUGUUGUACCAACAAAGUCUGUGUGAAGCCUUGUUUGCUAAUUAAAAUUUUUGUGUUCUUUA
This is a messenger RNA of Tympanuchus pallidicinctus (lesser prairie-chicken), 7334 nucleotides long. RefSeq names its product LON peptidase N-terminal domain and ring finger 3 (gene LONRF3). The record is from RefSeq and is a predicted model, not a curated record. NCBI's taxonomy places the organism in Eukaryota, Metazoa, Chordata, Aves, Galliformes, Phasianidae. Gene Ontology annotation, molecular function: protein binding. The transcript is spliced from 13 exons. Bases 16 to 2280 code for a protein of 754 amino acids.